AUGACCGCCACCAUUACUUUUGUCCGUCACGGAAACACCGAUGCCAAUGUCGAACGUUGGUUGCAAGGACAAACAGAUACUGUGCUCAAUGCCAAAGGACUCGAACAAGCUGAAUUGGUUGGCAAACGUCUCUCGAAUGAAGGGUUCGACAUCAUAUACUGCAGCGACUUGGAGCGAUGUAAACAGACAUUGAAACCCAUCGGUCGGCACUAUCCCACAACGCCUAUUGAAUAUCGUCAAGUAUUGAGGGAGAGAGGAUUUGGCAGCUUAUCCGGGAAGCCUCUUGCGUUCUUGAAUAACGAGAGUAUGCGACAACGUGUAUCAGUGGACAAGCUCGUCGAGCAAUCUGGUGGAGAAAGCGAAAACGAAUUCGAGACACGUGUUAUCCAAGCAUAUCACGACAUUGUAAAAGGAACUGCUCCAGGGCAACGUGUCCUUGUUGUCACUCAUGGGGGACCAUUGCAUAUUUUGACCCAAUAUUGGAUCGAGCAUGCGGGUUUUAGCGUGCAUCCGAGCAUUUAUGGCACACAAGGCUAUCGGCAUGGCAAUACAGCUGUAACACGAUUAAAGAUUGAAUCAGGGCAACCUCAUGGUGGUGUCAUUGAGCUUCUCAAUUCAACAUGUCACCUCGCCGAGCAUCAACAAUCGGGUAGAUCUGUAGCUGUGUAA
Molecule: messenger RNA, 669 nt
Organism: Lichtheimia ornata
Lineage: Eukaryota; Fungi; Mucoromycota; Mucoromycetes; Mucorales; Lichtheimiaceae
Exons: 3
Coding region: 1-669 (222 amino acids)
Biological process (GO): positive regulation of DNA repair; regulation of pentose-phosphate shunt; negative regulation of glycolytic process
Cellular component (GO): cytosol
Molecular function (GO): fructose-2,6-bisphosphate 2-phosphatase activity
Source: RefSeq, a predicted model, not a curated record